AAUGACAUUGAAGCUGCGAGUCGAGCUUUCAGUAAACUAAAUGUGACAGAAGUAGAGGUGAACCUCAGCUAUUGCAUACAUUGCUUCAUGAAAAGCAUCGUUGUGUCACCUGCAACGCCUGUUCUCUGAUGCGCCGAAUAUUUCCUUGAAUAACCGGCACCUUGACAGAGCAACCACUAACUUGAAGUUAGCAGUGGAGAUAUGUAUGCUGAAUUGUUUUAUAUAUGCCUCGCGCGCUUAUUGCUGGUCGGGGCGUGGACACAGAGACCCGUGAUAAAAGAGUGCUCAGAACUACAGACCUUCCGGGUGAGCGAUAUCAUCAUCACAGACGCAAGCAUUUCUCAACUCACGACAGCCAGGUUUACGCUCACACUGACAAAACCACUAGGAAACAAACCAAAACUGAAACUAACAUUGAGGAAAAAGAGUGGUAUCAAAGUUCCCUGCUUACUUGGAUACGGCAGUUGCACAUAUAAGCUCUGUGAAGGAACAACCAAACAGGAACAAGCCUUAGCGAGAAUGUGGGGGAACCGUUGUCCAGUCCCAGCCUUCGAAGAGACUCCAGUAAUACAAUUCCCAAUGCUUCCGGCUAUGCAAAUGAUCAUAGGAAUUGCCCCAACGAAGUUUACCAUGCGAUUUGAAGUGACUAACGGUAAUAAAACCGUGGGUUGUCAGUCAUUUAAAGUGGAGAUAAGACGCGGUAAACAGAAACUAGUCGGAGGCAUGCAGGAGAAGGCUGUUGGUUUGGAGGAAUGAGCAAAAACUUGACGCAUGGCUUAGCAAUCAGUUAUAAGUGCCAUGCGAAACAAACUCAUUGCUUGCUUCAUUUCGUCGUCGCAUAUGGACAUGCCUUGACUUUCAUGUCAUCCACUUGAACUGUCGCAUUCGCGUGCAUCUCGACUUUGAACUAGACAAAAAUAAACCACUCAGCAUCCUUCA
Molecule: messenger RNA, 939 nt
Organism: Rhipicephalus microplus (southern cattle tick)
Lineage: Eukaryota; Metazoa; Arthropoda; Arachnida; Ixodida; Ixodidae
Source: RefSeq, a predicted model, not a curated record